AUGAGGGAACCUGGGAGGAGUACCAGAGCGAAGACUCAGAUCUUGCCCAGCUUCUGCAGUGGAAAACACUCGGACCCCUUAAGCCUGAGGAAAGGCAGCAACCGGCAGCACCACAACUAUCAAUUGGACACAAAGCUGAUGAGCUGCCCCCCCCCACACUUUGGCUCCCAAGGCUGGCGCAACCAGAGCUCCCCCGCAACGAAGCACCCCAGCCAGUAA
Messenger RNA from Knipowitschia caucasica, 219 nucleotides. The record is from the annotation of a GenBank genome assembly. NCBI's taxonomy places the organism in Eukaryota, Metazoa, Chordata, Actinopteri, Gobiiformes, Gobiidae.